AUGGAAUCAAAAGUGCAAAGCGGAUUAUGGGUGAAGAAGGAAGGGAAAGUAUUUCGUGUGCUUUACUUGGGCUGUGCUGAGACAGCCGGGACCGGACAUGAUUGGAGAAUAGGUGGCAGGAAUGACACAGCGGUGGAGACGACCCAACAGCCGCAUAUCACGAAUGAGAAAAAGUUGAAGUUGUUGAAGCGGUUCUGGAAAGGUACACGAGGUCGCGUUGUUGUGUUUUUUAUUCUGUCAAUCCCACAUUUGAACGGGCAACUGGAUAAAAUACUACAAGAACAAUACGAGUAUCGUGAUAUCAUUGCAACAGACCUGACGGAUUCUUAUCAAAAUCUCUUUCAAAAGAUACGUCCGAUAUCGAAGCCUCCUGUAGCCCUUUCUUCAGAAAAUCAGUUCCACAUGCAAACAUGCGUUUCGCUUGAGAAAAUUUACAGCGGGUACGUGCCAAAAAGUGUUUGGCCUUCGAAGUAUUAUCCAGCCUACUGCAAUGGACCGUUCUACGUCAUGGGAAAUGAGACCGUGAAGGAAAUUGCUGAAAUGUCUUUGUAUUUCACUCCCUUCAUAAUGGAGGACGUUUUCUAUACGGGUGUUGUGGCUGGCGCGCUCAACAUACCGACCACGAAUUGGACCAAUAGGAUAACACAUCUUCUUGAGCCGUCAAAUCGACUGACGGCAACAACUUUGAUCAAGACACCACUUAACAAUAAGGCCUGA
Molecule: messenger RNA, 717 nt
Organism: Ostertagia ostertagi
Lineage: Eukaryota; Metazoa; Nematoda; Chromadorea; Rhabditida; Trichostrongylidae
Source: the annotation of a GenBank genome assembly